AUGGAUUAUAGGCAGGAGGUCAUGGCUCACCCACUAUGCACCAGACGGAGGGAGCUGCUGGGAGUUAAAGAGGCGCAAGUCAAAGAUUAUCAUGCAUCACGGAGGGACAGGCUUCAUCUCAUGGCUGGUUUAAAGAUGGAGAUUGUCGAAGAAGUUUCGCCGAAAACGUUGUCAUCGACGGUUAAGGCGCGGAAGGGUCGUACGCAGAUCACGGAACUCCAGGCUGAGGGCGGGAUGGUAUCAGACUCGAAGCAGGUCCUGGAAGCAGCGUCGGGCUUCUUCCACAAGCUCUUCGGGAAAGAUCGGAGGGUGGAUUUCUCUAACUGGUCGCCGAAGCAGAGGCUCUGUGAAGCGGAAGCGGGGGGGUUGGCAGCAGACCGGUCAGAAGAUGAAGUGAAAGCGGCUUUCAAGUCACUAGAGAGGAACAAAUCACCAGGUGCGGAUGGCUUACUGAAAGAACUUUUUGAAGAACACUGGGAUGUGCUCGGUAGCAGCUUCAUGGCGCUGGUAGCAGAUUUCACCGCAACUUCUGAGCUCCCAGAUGAACUGAAGGAGGCGGUCACUAUCCUCCUGCAUAAGAAGGGAGACAGAAGUCAGCUCAACAACUAUAGGCCCAUCACGCUGUUGAAUUUCUCCUAUAAGAUCCUGGCGAAGGUGCUGGCGGACAGGAUUAAAAAAGUUCUUCACCUGGUGAUUUCCCCGGAGCAGUACGGCUUCAUUCCCGGACGAAGGCUUGCUGAUGCCGUGGCGCUGGUAGCGGACAUUAUUGACGCGGCAAAGAACGGGAACAAGGACUGGUACUUGCUUCAGGUGGAUUUCCAGAAGGCUUUUGAUUCGGUGUCGCGAAGUUUUCUCUUCAACAUUCUUUGCGAGAUGGGGUUCCCGCCCCAUUCGGAGCCAACGCUGGAAGCAGACAUGCGAGAGUUUCAUGAAAUCUCCGUUCUGCUCCUUGCCGGAGCUGACCACCUGGGAAGCUGUGGCGCGGGAACGGCUGGUUUUCAAUAA
This is a messenger RNA of Closterium sp. Yama58-4, 1005 nucleotides long. Lineage: Eukaryota; Viridiplantae; Streptophyta; Zygnematophyceae; Desmidiales; Closteriaceae. The record is from the annotation of a GenBank genome assembly.